Messenger RNA from Nicotiana tabacum (common tobacco), 2305 nucleotides. Its product is annotated as transcription termination factor MTERF6, chloroplastic/mitochondrial. Gene Ontology annotation, molecular function: double-stranded DNA binding. Gene Ontology annotation, biological process: regulation of DNA-templated transcription. The record is from RefSeq and is a predicted model, not a curated record. NCBI's taxonomy places the organism in Eukaryota, Viridiplantae, Streptophyta, Magnoliopsida, Solanales, Solanaceae.
UGUUUUUUCCCAAAAGCUGUAGCUCCUUUUUCCGGUGUUUCCUCUUGUUUAUUUCAAUUUCUUCUUUUUAUAAGUGAAUUUGGACUUAAAUUUCUGCACAAUACGUGUAGUAGCUUAAUUACAUUUAAAUAUGUGUAAUUUCUGGAUUUUUCCCCGUAAUUUUAUUAGUUGGUGUUCAAUUGUUCAGAAUUGCAUUCAGUUUUGUCUGAUACUUGGCACCAAUGUACUAUGUUACCAUUUCUUUGCUAUUUCACUCAGCAAAAUGUGACCUACACUUAUGCUGAGUUUAGACAUUGAAAUGGAUGAUAAAGACAAUUACUUUGAGGACCCAAAUAAAAUUCAUUGUUUAUUAGAUAACAUACACUCUCUGCUGCUUCCUUAUCUAUCUACUUUUCAGUUUAGCUUACGGUCUCAGUGAAUUAUAUUCACCUUCUGAGGCCCUGAGUAUUUUACAUCAUAAUUGAUUCACUUAUUUGCUGCUGUAUUUGCAUACGUCACAAGUUCUUAUUCACCACCCAAUGUGUUAUAUUCUUCUCUCUUAUUUGGAAAGGGACUUCUUUGCUCAGCUGUUUUUGUUUUUCAGUUGUAUUCUUGUUCUUUUUUUCUAUUCCCUUUUAAUCUUUUGAUCUCAUUCUACGUCAUUUUUGGGGGUGCCAUUUUGAUUCUCAUUUAAAUAUGACAUUAGUAUAUCAGGAUAAUCACCAACGCUGUAUGUUAGUUAGGUUAUUGGUGUGUGUAUGUUUGUAUUUAAACUAUUUAACAUGUCCUAAAUUUGUUCUAUCUUAAUUUCUAAUGAUUGCCUGGGUUUUUGUCUUCCUUUUCAUGUCCGCAGUCAGAAAAAUACCUGUGUGGUGAAAUAUCUUGUAAACAACUACUUUCGGGAGCAUGCUCCCCAGCUUAAUUGAUAUACUGUGUCUGCAGAUCUAAGGAGGGCAAUAGGAACAAUCAUUUGAAUAUUGAGAUAGGAAGAAUCAUACAACCUCUAAAGGGAAAAAAAUGAUUUUUUGAUAUUUCACAUAGCAGAAUGAGGGCGGAAUAACAAUACAGCUGACUUAGGAGCUGGAAAUAUGGAGACUUCAACCAGCCAUAGUUCUGGCAUUAUGUGGUUCUUCAAAGACAGAGGUUUUGAUGAUAAAAGCAUUCAUGAAAUGUUCCAAAAGUGCAAGCGCCUUGAGGGCGUGCAAAGGGAGAAAGCGUCUGAAAACUGGGACUACUUGAGAAGCAUAGGCAUCCAAGAGAGGAAACUUCCUUCUGUUGUUCGGAAAUGUCCCAAAAUCCUUAUUCUAGGCUUGCAUGAGAAACUUGUCCCAAUGGUUCACUGUCUUGAAACACUGGGUUCGAAACCAAAGGAAGUUGCUUCUGCCAUUACUAAAUUUCCGCACAUACUCUCUCACAGUGUGGAAGAGAAGCUCUGUCCACUCCUAGCUUUCUUUGAAUCGCUUGGUAUAACGGACAAACAACUGGGUAAGAUGAUACUGCUCAAUCCAAGGAUUAUAAGCUACAGCAUAGAACAUAAGCUUUCACAGAUGGUGGAAUUUCUUUCCAGCCUUCAUCUAUCAAAGGAAGGUAUUGGUAAAGUUAUGGUGAAGAAUCCAUAUAUUAUGGGUUAUAGCGUUGAUAAGCGGCUAGGUCCUACUUCAGAGUUUUUGAAAUCACUUGGUUUAACAGAUAUGGAUCUCGAGAAAGUGGUAGUUAAUUACCCAGAAGUUUUGUGUAGAGAUGUGAACAAGAUUCUGAAACCUAACCUAUCUUACUUGACAUCACGGGGAUUUGGAGUUGGACAGAUUGCAGCUGUGGUCACUUGUUAUCCUCCUGUUCUGAUAAAGAGUGUUACCAACUCUUUAGAGCCAAGGAUUAAGUUUCUGAUAGAUGUUAUGGGGAGGCGACUUGAUGAAGUUGUUGAUUAUCCAGACUACUUUCGGCAUAGCUUGAAGAAAAGAUUAGAGUCAAGGCAAAAACUUCUAACGCAGAAGGACAUAAGCUGUACGCUGAGUGAAAUGCUGGAUUGUAAUCAGAAGAAAUUCCUAUUCAAGUUUGGUCUAGUUCAGUGAAAGUAAUGACCAUGUUCCUUGCCUUCCUUUCUCUCGUAGAGUAUAUAGCUUUAGCAUUCGGCUUGUAUCAAUCUAAAAGGACCUAUAGGGAUGAGCUUUUUGUGCACCUUUUGCGGUCAUUAGGUCUCCUGGGAAAUUAUUAUUCGCAAAUCAUAUUCAUAUGCUGCUUUUGCAAUUGAUAGUUUCAUCUGUUUAAUGCUCUGUUCUGAUAGUGCUUAAUAAAAGCAAAAGGACGAAACAACUUCUCCGGGUUA